UUUGCAUGCAAUGCCUCUUGCUCUGCGCAUUAAUACAGAUAACGGGUCUGAAAGAAUUCUCUUCUGAAGAAGGAUUUGAUUUUCCAGAGUCCUGAUACUGAAAGAAACACGGGUUCAUCCCCCUUUUUGUUCAGGUCUUCCGAACCGCUUGUCAUCUGAAGCGAGCUCCCCCCACCUCUCUCUCCGUACAAACGCGCAGAGGUAUUCUCGCUCCAUGCAAGGAAAGUUACGAGGGACUGUCUGGAGGAUGGAACUGCUAGUUUGCUGAGAGCUUUCUGAUCUCGGAGGGUAACAUUUACGUUAGCACUGCUGAGUUGGUGUAAUGCAAGGAAGGACACAUCAUGACAUGGAAACAUUAUCCUUUUUUGGUCAUAGUAGCUGCAUUCAGCCUUUCCAGUUGCCAUCAGUUACUGGGUCAUCUCAUUCCAGACUCCGACGACCUAGAGAGGGGGACCGACAGCGGGACACCACUCCCCACCUCUGAUAACGGCGACAAUUCGCUGGGCUACACAGGCUCCCGUCUUCGUCAGGAAGAUUUCCCACCUCGGAUUGUCGAACAUCCUUCUGAUCUAAUUGUUUCCAAAGGAGAACCAGCAACUUUAAACUGUAAAGCAGAAGGAAGGCCAACCCCCACCAUCGAGUGGUACAAGGGAGGGGAAAGAGUGGAAACGGACAAGGAUGAUCCCCGCUCCCACCGCAUGCUGCUGCCCAGCGGAUCUUUAUUUUUCUUACGCAUAGUCCAUGGGCGCAAGAGUCGGCCAGAUGAAGGAGUCUAUGUCUGUGUGGCAAGGAAUUACCUUGGGGAAGCUGUAAGUCACAAUGCAUCGUUGGAGGUGGCAAUUCUGCGGGAUGACUUCAGACAAAAUCCAUCAGACGUAAUGGUAGCUGUGGGUGAACCUGCAGUGAUGGAAUGUCAGCCCCCAAGAGGUCACCCAGAACCCACUAUAUCAUGGAAAAAAGAUGGGACCCCUCUAGACGACAAAGAUGAGAGAAUUACAAUCAGAGGAGGAAAGCUUAUGAUCACAUACACAAGAAAGAAUGAUGCUGGCAAAUAUGUUUGUGUUGGAACAAAUAUGGUUGGCGAACGUGAAAGUGAAGUUGCGGAGCUCACUGUUUUAGAGAGACCAUCUUUUGUGAAGAGACCAAGUAAUUUGGCUGUAACCGUGGAUGAUAGUGCAGAGUUUAAGUGUGAGGCAAGAGGUGACCCAGUCCCUACAGUAAGGUGGAGGAAAGAUGAUGGGGAAUUGCCAAAAGCAAGAUAUGAGAUACGUGAUGAUCAUACCCUGAAAAUCCGGAAAGUUAUGGCAGGAGACAUGGGCUCCUACACCUGUGUUGCAGAAAACAUGGUUGGCAAAGCAGAAGCAUCAGCAACUCUGACAGUUCAAGAGCCUCCACAGUUUGUUGUGAAGCCUCGAGAUCAAAUAGCUGCCCUUGGGAGAACUGUGACUUUCCAGUGUGAAGCAACUGGAAACCCUCAGCCAGCCAUCUUUUGGAGGAGAGAGGGAAGCCAGAACCUACUUUUCUCAUACCAGCCCCCUCAGUCCUCCAGCCGGUUUUCAGUUUCCCAAACAGGAGACCUCACUAUCACCAAUGUCCAGAGAUCUGACGUUGGGUACUAUAUCUGCCAGACUUUAAAUGUUGCAGGAAGCAUCAUCACCAAAGCCUACUUGGAAGUCACUGAUGUGAUUGCAGACCGGCCACCCCCUGUCAUUCGACAGGGUCCUAUGAAUCAGACUGUAGCUGUAGAUGGUACUUUAGCACUGAACUGCGUGGCCACAGGCACAUUAAUGCCCACUAUCCUCUGGAAAAAGGAUGGAAUCCUGAUUUCUACCCAGGACUCUCGCAUCAAGCAGUUGGAGACUGGAGCAUUACAGAUCCGAUACGCCAAGCUGGGCGACACUGGUCGGUACACCUGCAUUGCUUCAACCCCAAGUGGCGAGGCUACAUGGAGUGCAUACAUAGAGGUCCAAGAGUUCGGAGUCCCAGUGCAACCACCAAGACCCACUGACCCAAACUUGAUUCCUAGUGCUCCAUCAAAACCUGAGGUUACAGAUGUCAGCAGAAAUACAGUAACACUGUCAUGGCAACCUAAUUUGAAUUCAGGUGCAACACCAACCUCUUAUAUAAUUGAGGCCUUCAGCCAUGCAUCUGGUAGCAGCUGGCAAACUGUAGCUGAAAAUGUGAAAACAGAGAGUUAUGCAGUUAAAGGGCUAAAACCUAAUGCAAUUUAUCUAUUCCUCGUGAGGGCAGCUAAUGCAUAUGGACUAAGUGACCCAAGCCAAAUAUCUGAUCCAGUGAAAACUCAAGAUGUUCCACCAACAAGUCAAGGUGUGGAUCACAAGCAGGUCCAAAGAGAACUAGGUGAUGUGGUGCUACAUCUGCACAACCCUACUAUCCUUUCUUCCUCCUCAAUUGAAGUUCAUUGGACUGUGGACCAGCAAUCCCAGUAUAUUCAAGGAUACAAAAUCCUCUACCGGCCUACACCAGCAUCCUAUGGAGAGUCAGAGUGGUUAAUCUUUGAAGUGAGGACUCCAACUAAAAACAGUGUUGUCAUUCCUGAGCUGAAGAAAGGUGUAAAUUAUGAAAUCAAGGCUCGCCCUUUUUUUAAUGAGUUUCAGGGAGCCGAUAGCGAAGUGAAAUUCGCAAAGACCCUGGAAGAAGCUCCCAGUGCUCCACCUCAGAGUGUUUCAGUGACUAAGAACGAUGGGAACGGCACAGCAAUUGUAGUCGCCUGGCAGCCGCCCCCCGAAGACAACCAGAACGGGAUGGUUCAGGAAUAUAAGGUUUGGUGUCUUGGCAAUGAAAGUCGAUACCAUAUAAACAAGACAGUAGAUGGUUCCACCUUCUCUGUAGUCAUUCCCUCUCUAGUUCCUGGUAUUCGAUAUAGCGUGGAAGUGGCAGCGAGCACCGGGGCAGGACCUGGAGUGAAAAGCGAUCCCCAGUUUAUCCAACUAGAUUCUCAUGGAAAUCCUGUGUCUUCAGAAGAUCAAGUCAGUUUAGCCCAGCAGAUUUCUGAUGUAGUGAAGCAGCCUGCCUUUAUCGCUGGAAUUGGUGCAGCCUGUUGGAUUAUCCUUAUGGUCUUCAGCAUCUGGUUGUAUCGGCACAGGAAGAAGCGCAAUGGACUCACUAGCACUUACGCUGGUAUCAGAAAAGUCCCGUCUUUUACCUUCACACCAACAGUAACAUAUCAGAGAGGAGGAGAAGCCGUAAGCAGUGGAGGCAGGCCAGGGCUCCUAAACAUCAGUGAACCAGCCACUCAGCCAUGGCUAGCAGAUACUUGGCCUAACACAGGGAACAAUCACAAUGACUGCUCCAUCAACUGCUGCACCUCUGGCAAUGGAAACAGUGACAGCAACCUUACCACAUACAGUCGACCAGCCGAUUGUAUAGCAAAUUACAACAAUCAGCUGGACAACAAGCAGACAAACCUGAUGUUGCCUGAGUCAACUGUAUAUGGUGACGUGGACCUCAGCAACAAAAUCAAUGAGAUGAAAACCUUCAAUAGUCCAAAUCUAAAGGAUGGAAGAUUUGUCAGCCAGCCUGGGCAGCCCACUCCUUAUGCCACUACUCAACUCAUCCAGUCAAAUAUCAGCAAUAAUGUUAACAAUGGCAACGGGGAAACGAAUGAGAAACACUGGAAACCCUCUGGUCAGCAAAAGCAAGAGGUUGCACCCAUACAGUACAACAUUAUGGAGCAAAACAAAUUAAACAAAGAUUACCGGGUAAAUGACAACAUGGCUCAGACUAUACCAUACAACCAGUCCUAUGACCAGAAUACAGGUGGAUCCUACAACAGCUCGGACAGAGGGAGUAGUACAUCUGGGAGUCAAGGGCACAAGAAAGGUGCUCGGACCCCAAAGGCUCCCAAGCAAGCUGGCAUGAACUGGGCAGAUCUUCUUCCACCCCCUCCAGCACAUCCACCUCCACAUAGCAAUAGUGAAGAUUACAGUCUUUCAGUGGAUGAAAGUUAUGACCAAGAAAUUCCUUGUCCCGUCCCACCUGCAAGGAUGUAUCUGCAGCAGGAUGAGCUCGAGGAAGAGGAAGAAGAUGAGCGAGGUCCUACUCCACCCGUCCGAGGAGCAGCUUCCUCCCCAGCCGCAGUCUCCUAUAGCCAUCAGUCAACUGCCACUCUCACCCCCUCUCCCCAGGAAGAGCUCCAGCCCAUGUUACAGGACUGCCAGGAGGAUCUGGCACACAUACAGCACCAGCCUGAACGGAGGCGUCAACCUGUGAGUCCUCCACCCCCUCCAAGACCUAUCUCCCCACCACAUACCUAUGGAUAUAUCUCUGGGCCCUUGGUCUCUGAUAUGGAUACUGACGCGCCAGAAGAGGAAGAGGAUGAAGCCGAUAUAGAAGUUGCCAAGAUGCAGAACAGAAGGCUCCUUUUACGCGGCCUUGAGCAGACACCCGCCUCCAGCGUGGGGGAUUUGGAGAGCUCUGUGACAGGGUCCAUGAUCAAUGGCUGGGGUUCAGCCUCUGAAGAAGACAACAUCUCGAGCGGGCGGUCCAGCGUUAGCUCUUCUGAUGGAUCGUUUUUUACCGAUGCAGAUUUUGCACAGGCUGUUGCGGCAGCUGCGGAAUACGCUGGCCUCAAAGUAGCCAGACGUCAAAUGCAGGAUGCAGCAGGAGGCCGUAGACAUUUUCAUGCAUCACACUGCCCUAGACCCACCAGCCCUGUAUCUACGGACAGCAACAUGAGUGCUGUUGUAAUACAGAAGGUCCGACCUGCCAAAAAGCAGAAACACCAGCCGGGACAUCUGCGCAGAGAAGUCUACACAGAUGACUUGCCACCCCCGCCUUUGCCACCUCCAGCUAUAAAAUCACCCACCAUCCAGUCUAAAUCACAGCUGGAGGUGCGUCCGGUCAUGUUGCCAAAACUUGCUUCUAUAGAAGCAAGGACAGACAGGUCUGCAGAGAGGAAAGGAGCGACUUACAAGGGGAGGGACGGGCUGGAUGCGAGGCAGCAUUCAGACGUGCGGACAAACUCGGGAGAACGAAGAGAAUCCCAGGAGCAGCAGAACGAUGGGAAACUGCGGGCAAACAAAGCACCAAAACGAGAUGGCACACCAGCAAAACCUCAUCUUCUUCAAGAGGACAUCCUACCAUACUCCAGACCAACAUUCCCAACAUCAAAUAAUCCUAGAGAUCCCAGCUCCUCCAGCUCUAUGUCAUCAAGAGGAUCAGGAGGCAGACAGAGGGCAGACCAAGCAAAUAUGACACGAAGGAAUGUUGCAGAAAUGCAGGUACUGGGAGCGUAUGAACAAGAAGAGGAAGAAGAAGAGAUGGAGGAAACAGAAAGCUGAAGACAACAACAUGUACUGUAACAGGCUUUUCAAAUCUAAUCAGAAAAAAAAAAAUCACUUAAGAUGCCUCAAGUCUGAUGAUGUUUGACGCCAGAAAUAAUGUUCAGUGCAAUCAGAGUGUACAAUUUUUCCUUUUUCUUCAUACCAUCAGAAUGCUACCUUUUUUCCCUCCCUCUCUUUCUUUGUAAACCCUCCUUAAUAGGAACAGCCUAUUCCGUAAUGCUCAGUGCAUCACCUUCACUGCCCAAGAAGGCAGGUAAGCUGCUCUUUUUGGUACUUGGGCCAUCUGCUGCUUCUGGAGCAGAACAGAUUGAGAUUCCAGAGUCUGGGAUCCCAAGGUAUCUCCCUAGUGAGGCAGUGCAUACUGCACUGCUGCUACACCAGUGAGCCAAUUAAUAACCUUGCAACUAAUGCAACAUUGAUUACACAUUGUUGAUUGGCUAGGGCUGGGUGCUAGGUUGGACUGGAAUGAUCUUGGAGGUCUCUUCCAACCUGGUUGAUUCUCUGAUUCUAUGAUUAAAACCCCCAAAGUGAACAUCACGCAGAACAUUAUUUUUUAUGCUGGGGGUUUGACUGUAGUCUGCUGUUAGAGCAAAUGUUAUCUUGCAGUUCCAAUCCAGACUGCGCAUCUUGUUUUCUGUCAGUCUCUUGAUAACUUUUUUGCAGGCAAUACAGUUCCACAAAUGCAAGCCAAAUUUUUUGGGGGUAAUGUGGCUCUUAUUGUAAAUACGUACUCAUUUUAAAUCCCCUGUGGUACUUUGAUUUGCCUUUCCAUUUCCAUCACUAACUGCAUUCUUAUUAAAAAUGUCCUUUUGGGAUAGGCAGGAGGUGUGCCAAUACGAUGGAGUCACCAUCCCUGGAGGUGUUCAGGAAAAGCCUGGAUGAGGCAGUCGGUGCCAUGGUCUAGUUGACUGGCUAGGGCUGGGUGCUAGGUUGGACUGGAUAAUCUUAGAGGUCUCUUCCAACCUGGUUGAUUCUAUGAUUGCAGUUUGCCUAAUACGAUUGCAAUUUGCCUAAUCACAGCACGAGCAAGUUUAUCUCAGUCUUCUUCCUGAUUUGCAGCUUGAAUAAUGCUUGAGUGCUGGUGGAAAUAAGCAGGGAAAAAAAAAACAUCCGUGGACAUUUUUAAUAACGAUUGGGUGACAUCAUUAACUGUUACUGGCCCAAAUCUCAGACCUCUACUUGUGUCAAUUCACCUUAAAGAAGAAGUGCCACUUAAAAAAGAAGUUUCCUUUGAUCUUGGCAAUUAUUUUUCUCUCUCUUUUCUUUUUUUUUUUUUUUUUUUUGGUAAUGCACUGCUUAUCUUUUUUUGUUUGUUUGUUUUUGGUUUUAAAAGCACAAUCACUAAACUUUGUUUGUAAACCAUUGUAACUAUUAACCUCUUUUUUGUGUGUGUGUGUGUGUGUCUUAUCGAAAAAAUGUUAAGCAAUCCUUUGGGUUAUUUUUCUUUCAGUCUUUUUGUUAAUGCUCUACGUUUGUAUUUGGGAUAUUUGAAUGGUGACAGACGGUUAAAAGUGUAACAAAUGUGGGCCAGAAUUGAAACACUUCUCACUUUCUCCUGGACUUAACAGAAAAUUGCCUCUCUCAACAUUUGGAUUAUCAUGAAAGCUGAAGCGGGGCCGGGGGGUGGGGUGGUGGGAGGGCGUCAGUUGCGUUGAGUUUUGCCAAAUGAUGUCCUCUGUCUGUAGAUUUUAUGACCUUUUGGGGUUUUUUUUGGUUCUUUUGUAAUGAUAAAAACUCCUUGUCAUUGGUGCUAAUGGAAAAAUGUGUGUUUGUUAAUUAUUGACAGCUAUCAGGACUAGCCCCAAUGGAGAGAAAAAAAAAACAAAAAACAACAAAAGCAAAAAAAAAAAAAAAAAAAAAAGUGUUUUGGUGUUUCCCAAGGACUGAAAUUUUUCAUUUAGCUGAUUUUUAAAGAAAGGUUCCAUAGAAAGGGUGUUGCAGUUCACUAAAGGAACAAUCCAUGUGAUUAAUGUUUUCAUUACGUUCAUGUAAGAAACCUCAUAUUUUAGCCAUAAUUUUUUGCAUACUGAGGAUUCAAUAAUCAGAAAAGUAAUUUUUGUCACAUUAUUUAUUAAAAAUGUUCUCAAAUACA
This is a messenger RNA of Pogoniulus pusillus (Red-fronted tinkerbird), 7398 nucleotides long. RefSeq names its product roundabout guidance receptor 1 (gene ROBO1). The coding region runs from base 342 to 5303 and encodes 1653 amino acids. Lineage: Eukaryota; Metazoa; Chordata; Aves; Piciformes; Lybiidae. Gene Ontology annotation, molecular function: protein binding; axon guidance receptor activity. The transcript is spliced from 31 exons. Gene Ontology annotation, cellular component: axon; plasma membrane; neuronal cell body. Gene Ontology annotation, biological process: synapse organization; Roundabout signaling pathway; axon midline choice point recognition. The record is from RefSeq and is a predicted model, not a curated record.